Cephus cinctus (wheat stem sawfly) is the source of this 3367-nucleotide messenger RNA. It is a transcript of the gene Zip99C, whose product is annotated as zinc transporter ZIP13 homolog. Gene Ontology annotation, molecular function: zinc ion transmembrane transporter activity. Gene Ontology annotation, cellular component: membrane. The record is from RefSeq and is a predicted model, not a curated record. The transcript has 5 exons. The coding region runs from base 942 to 2012 and encodes 356 amino acids. Lineage: Eukaryota; Metazoa; Arthropoda; Insecta; Hymenoptera; Cephidae. Gene Ontology annotation, biological process: zinc ion transmembrane transport; intracellular zinc ion homeostasis.
CCAUAAUGCGCAUUACCCGUGGUAACGUUGAAGAGUUCUGAACGACAAUUCCACAGUACGUUGAAGCAGGAUUUUGUGAAACUGGCCGGGCACGCGGUCAGCUAUACAGUCUAUUAUCUCGCCUAAGAGCGGGAUGAAAUAAUUAGAGAUUAUUCAAUCAAGACUAAGAGUCUAACUUCAGACGUCCGUACUCAGUCCUCAGUGUAGGCUAGUCGGUCGCUGAUAGUUGCCGAGACGGCGAGGCUUUGAACAUCCAAGAAGCAACACGGCCUACCACGACCAAACGAUCGGUUAAUAAUACCGAGCUCAAAACUAAACCAAAGAACGUAAAUGGCAUACAAAUUACAACACUCUUUAGUACGGUGCACUGGAUGAUCAUCAGUUGGAUUGGAGCCUCAAGUUACUGUAUUACUGGAUUGAAGAAGAUUGCUCACACUAGGAGUUUAUGGCAUAUACGAGGUCUGGUAGAUCUAUUCAAUAUCUUUGUUUAAUAGAAGACGUAUCACCAAGUCAACAUACAGCGUAAAUAUCAACUGUCAAUAUUUGGAGUGUUGUGCUUACUAGGAGUAACGACAGAAGUUUGAACUAUAUUUUUGACAAUAAGCUAAUUGCAAUGGCUAUGACUAUGUGUAUGGAGAAUUGUACGGAUGCAGGAAUGCUGUAUGAAAUUGUCUCAGAAGAAAUUUGGACCCCAUGGAAUGCAGCUAUAGAGUACUUUGAGUAUCAACCAUGGUUCUUCUCUCUUCUCGGAAGUAUCAUGGUGGGCCUGUCUGGAGUUCUUCCCUUGUUGGUUAUUCCUAUCGAGGAAGGUGCCAAUUUGAAGAAUGGAGCACAAGAAUUCAGCCUCCAAUCUCGAGUUAUCUUGCUGGGAGCGUCAGCAAAUCAGAACGUGAUAAAAACAUACAUUCGGUAGACACACAACAAGCGCCGGUACGCUAAAGAUGCUACUGAGUUUUGCAGUAGGCGGCCUACUUGGCGAUGUCUUCCUGCAUCUUCUACCAGAAGCAUGGGCAAAUAAAAACCUUAAUAAAGCUUAUGACGGACACCGUUCUGUGGUUUGCGGACUCUGGGUACUAGCAGGCUUCCUUGUCUUCAUCGUGGCGGAGAAGAUGUUUGCGGGGGAGGAGGAGGAGGAUGACGAAGAGGAAGAAGAAGAAGAACAGAAGAAAGAAGAGUUUUCGAAUAAUAAUUCCCACACGGAACUGGAGAACAACAAUUGUCUGAAGCUAGACGGUGCCAAGAAAGACUUCAUGAAGAAUGGGAUGAAAUCCAAUGGUUUUGCAAGAAAUAUCGUUCAUCCAUUAUCUGAUGUGAAGAAUCUAAAGAAUGGAUACAUCAAGGACGCCAGUGUAUUCAAUGCCACUAAGAGGAAUGGAUUUGUGAAGGGCAAUGCUAACGGAUAUCUGAUAGCGCAAGAGAUUGAUGGAUAUUUAAAAAAUACUGGACAGUCUAACGGUAUCAUUAAGAAUGUUAAUGCCAAUGGAUUAUGUGCAUACCAGUCGACUUUGAGUAGUACUGUGGGAAGUGAUAACAUCACAGAAAUUCGGAAGCAGAAACCUAAACGCAUUAUCGGUUACUUGAACCUCAUGGCCAACUGUAUCGAUAACUUCACUCAUGGAUUAGCUGUAGGCGGAUCAUUCCUGGUGUCAUUCAGGCUUGGCGCUCUCACAACACUCGCUAUUUUGGUGCACGAAAUACCACACGAGGUUGGCGAUUUUGCCAUUUUGCUAAAAAGUGGCUUCAACAGGUGGGACGCUGCCAAAGCUCAAAUAAUGACCGCUGGCGGUGGAAUUUUUGGCGCCCUCGUUGCUGUUUUGUGCUCUGGAGGUGGUGUUGAGGCCAGAACCAGUUGGAUAUUACCAUUUACCGCUGGUGGAUUUUUGCACAUCGGUCUAGUAACAGUUCUACCAGAAUUACUCAAAGAAACAAAUCCAAAGGAAUCAUUGAAACAAUUUGGAUCCCUACUUCUAGGAAUAACACUGAUGGCUAUGCUGACUAUUCUUUGCGACUAAGAAAUGCUAGUUUUUCCCUUUUUCUUUUUAAAUAGUGUUUAAAUUUCAUAAAUAAUGGUCAAUGCUCGGAGAGCGAUUGAAUUGCAGAUUUAUCAAAAGAUAAUAACGGUUAAUGUUGACUGAACGAACUUCAACGGUUCGUAGUGUGUAAUGAUUGGCGUUAGAACAUAACGGAAAACUAAAUUAUUUUUUUUGCGUUAAAAAUGUCCCCCGCCCCUAUGUGACCUGUUAACUUUAAUCAGUGUGUUUUCCUUUCUACAAGUACUAUCAAUAAUUGACUUCAAUAUUGUCAAAUUUCAUGGUGUUAUCAGUUGUGUACCAAUGUUCUACUUAAAUAUUGUUUUUUUGCGUAAAGCAUUCUGUUUGUAUUGUGGACAAUGACGUUAGCACGAGUCCAUAAAUGUAAAAAGGAAGAUGGUAUUUUUUCCCGGUAUAAUUUGAGGGACAGAUAAUUGUUACAUUCUUUGAAUAGUUUAUACAUAUAUAUAAAAAUAUAAAUACGUUUUCCAUACUGUAAGAUGACUUAGUGCUCAAUCAAACCCCAGCGUAAGAAUUCACGUUUUCCUUGUAUCGAGUUAAUGACCACUUUAAAAAAACGCAGGAUAGAAAACGAAUCCCGCGUAGUAUCAGUAUUGCCAUACGAGAGUGAUAUUUUAACGUACACAAAGAAUAUGAUUCCGUUAUAUUAAAAAAGUUUGUAAUAAAUAAGGUUUAAAGUUGACUGCGCAUGAGUAGCUAGUGAUUCUUCAGUUGACAUAAGACAAUUCGACGUAAAAACACCUAUGUAAAGUAUAUUUUUUAUGUUGCUAAUAAGCAAUUGCCGGAUUAACAAUUAGAAGUGGACGCUGCAGCCGACAUAUUUUGAAAAAAUUAUUGCUAAAUCCCAAAAAGAAAGUCCGACUGUUUAGUACGAUAUACAAAGGCACUGUCUAGAUGGUAGUGAUAAUAUUUUGAAAAUCAUUUGUGAAUUGAAAAUAGUAAUUAAAAACUUGAUAUCCUGUGCGUAUCUGAAAGAUAAUUGUGAUAUUAAUGAUUCAACAAUGAUGUAGCAGAUGAUUCUUCGAUUAUCCCUCUCCUCUUUGUGCUGCAAUUCAGUUCGUGCGCACUGUACGAUUAACAGUUGAAUACAAUUUGUACUUAAAAGGCAGUAAGAAAUACAGUUGUUCUUGAAAUUAUGUAGCGCGCGAGUGCCUUUUACAUAGCUAUGUGUAAAUAAGGAUUCGAUCAUUUUGGGAAGCUGACUAUGGAACCAGCGAGUUUUUUGAGCACCUUUUGUAUGGAUCGUGACUACUAUCGAAUUGAUCACGUGUAACCGCCAUAUUUUAUAAAUAAAGUAAACUACCUUAUCAUAAGUA